CCUCCCUCCCUCACUCACUCACUUCAAGUCAUCCCGGCGUGUGAGGGCGUCACUCCGUGCCGGGCUGGAGGAUCCUGAAUGGAGCUUGAAAGGCGCGCGAGUCGACUUGCUGCCGAUGCUUUGUGGCCGCUAACGCAGUCUGCAGGCCGUACCAGUGGCAGAAGUUUGAAGUUGACCAGCAGCAUGCCGGACAAGUCGCGUCCGUCCCGCAGGUCAGCGAACGCGGCGCUCGUCGUUUGAUAUGUCACGACGACGAAGCCCGCCCGGCGCGUAAGGUCUUCUUGACGUCCUCCAGCCGCUGAAUCAUGGGAAAUGCUGAAAGCCAGCACGGCGAGCAGCACGCCUUCUUCGGUGCCGAGCGUGGCUAUUUGUCGCGCAAGCACGCGUCGCGCUCGCUCCGCAUCUCCGACAAGCGGUCGCGGCGCUGCCGGCACGCCUCGUCGGGCAAGACGGAGCACAGGAACUCGGAGGCCAGCACGCGCUCCAGCAGCACCCCCAGCAUCCCGCAGUCGCUGGCCGAAAAUGGGCCCGAGCCCUUCAACGAGACCGACGUCCUGCCGGACUUCGGGAGUCCCGUUUGGGUGGACCGCGUGGCCAUGAACCUGAGGCCCGCGUCCUUCCACCGCGAUCCGGCGGCGCACGGCAACGCCAUGCUAAUCACCCUUCCCGGACCCACCGCGGACGAGGGGGGGAGUGAGGACGCAGACGCCGGCGAGGUGACGUACCUGAGCGACCUCGGCUCCAAGGAGGCGGCCGGUUUGAAGAAGAAGCGAUCCAAGUCGGCCGACGCCUGGCGAGACGACAGCCUGGAGUUCUCCCUGUCGGACCUCAGUCAAGACCCCCAGACCAGCACGGAGGAGAUGAUCUCCCCCCGCGCCGAGCGGGACUCGAUGGACCGCCAAGGCCCGCUGCAGUCCAGCCCCGCCGACCCCGCCCACCGGGCCGACUCCUUCGAUGAGCUGUACGGCCAGAAGACCCCCGGUUGCGGGCGAGCCCACGGCCCCCACCCCCGGUGGCGCGACGAGGGCGGCGACGACAAGACCGUCCGCGAGGACGUCGGCGACGCCUUCAACGACGCCUUCGGCGGCGCCUUCACUCUGCCGUGUCGACGCUCGCAUUGCCUCUCUGAAGGCCCGCGCCGAGCCCAGCCCGCCUCGAGUGCCAGCAUGCGGGGCAGGAGGGCGCAGACCACCCAGGACGUCACCGCCGGCGAGGGCAGCGAGUACGACGACAGCGGCAUCGACGGGGUGACGGCGGAGGCCGAGUCCCGCCGCUACAAGACCAUGUCGGCCUCCUUCUCCGUCUGCUCGGCGGCCGGCGGCAGCGACAGCGGCGGCAGCAGCAGCGCCGGAGGCGGGAGCGGCGGCGGCACCGCCGACUCGGCCCAGGGCGUCUACGAGAACUUCCGCCAAGAGCUGGAGAUGAGCUCCUGCCAGACGGAGAGUUUGGAGGAGGUGCUGAGCGACGAGCGGAGCACCUUGAGCUCCGCCUACCAGUCGGACGCGCUGCUGCUGGGCGCCGGCGCGCAGGGGACGGUGCGCAAGGCCGGGAAGCUCGCCGUCAAGAACUUCCUGGUGCACAAGAAGAGCAAGAAGGUGGAGUCGGCCGCCAGACGCAAGUGGAAGACCUACUGGGUCUCCCUCAAAGGCUGCACUCUGGUCUUCUACGAGACGGACGGCCGCUCGGGCAUCGACAACAGCAGCGUCCCCAAGUACGCCAUCUGGGCGGACAACAGCAUCGUGCAGGCCGUCCCCGAGCACCCCAAGAAGGACUUUGUGUUCUGCCUCAGCAACUCGCUGGGGGACGCCUUCCUGUUCCAGACGUGCAGCCAGACGGAGCUGGAGAACUGGAUCACGGCCAUCCACUCUGCGUGCGCCGGCGCCGUCGCCCGGCAGCACCGGCGCGAGGACACGGUGCGCCUGGUGCGCGCCGAAAUCAAAAAGCUGGAGCAGAAGAUCGACAUGGAUGAGAAGAUGAAGAAGAUGGGCGACAUGCAGCUGGCCGCCGUCAGCGACGCCAAGAAAAGGAAGACCAUCCUGGAUCAGAUCUUCUUGUGGGAGCAGAACCUGGAGGGGUUCCACAUGGACCUGUUCCGCUUCCGCUGUUACCUGGCCAGCCUGCAGGGCGGCGAGCUGCCCAACCCCAAGCGCCUGCUGGCCUUCGCCUCGCGCCCGACCAAGCUGGCCAUGGGCCGCCUGGGCAUCUUCUCCGUCUCGUCCUUCCACGCGCUGGUGGCGGCUCGCACGGAGAGCGGCGUGAGGCGACGGGCGCACGCCAUGUCGCGCUCGUGCAGCAAACGCAAGAGCCGCUUCUCGUCCCUCUGGGGUCUGGACACCAACUCUAAAAAGAAGAGCAGAGCCCACCCCAGCAUCAACCAGGUUUUUGCAGAUGGAGAAGAGCUCGUGAAAAGGACUGCAGAUGGAAUAUAUGCUGAGUCGGCAAAGGAGCACCAUUCGAGCGAAGAAGAGGCAUCCGGGCAGAGCGCCCCCCCCCGGCCCGGCGCGGAGAGCCACGUUUGGGUGCCCGACCACGUCACCCCAUCAUGGGUGUGUUUGCCCAACGACCAGCCGGUGCUGAGCAUCAUCCAGCCCGGCGAGUCGGCGCUGUGCGUGCUGGAAACCCUUUGCAAGGCCCACCAGCUGGAUGCCACCAAGCACUACCUUCGGCUCAAGUUCCUCAUCGACAACCGAGUGCAGUUCUACAUCCCCAAACCGGAGGAGGACGUGUGUGACCUGCUUUACAAAGAGAUCGAACUCUGCUCCAAGAUCACAAAAGUGGUCCAGUUUGACCGAGAUGAGUCGUGCAUGAUCGGUUAUGGUUUCUCCAUCUCUGUGGUGGAGGAGGACCGAGUGCAGCAGCUUUACAUCACCGACGUGAGGGCGGGCGGGCUCGCCUUUGCCAAAGGUCUGAACGCGGGCGACGAGAUCCUGGAGCUGAACGGGAAGGAGGCCCACAGCCUGGACUUCUCCGACAUGAAGGCGGCCUUCUCGCUGUCGUCGCUGGCGUUGACCGUCAGCACGCUGCCGCCGCUGGAGCGCCGCCAGCUAUGCUUCCUGCCGCCGCGGCGCUCCGACGCCGCCGAUGACCCCUACACGGACAUCUUCUCCCAGAGCCAAGAGGAGAUCCUGGACGACAGCGCUGGGCUGCUGCUGGAGAGCUCGGGAGAGAGCUUGGACGACGACUCGGAGAUCUUCGGCCACUUGGAGUGCAGCAAGCCCAGGAAGCGCUCGUGCGACUCGCUCUUUGACAUGCUUCAGCUGAACACAGAGCAAGUGUCGGCCUUCUGCCGCAGCCUCUAUGACAUGAAUCCCCCGGAGUGCGCGUCCUCGUCCUCGCCCAGCCCGGACUCGCCUUGCCCGCCGGCGCUCCGGCAGCUCUCGGACGCCGACAAGUUGCGCAAAGUCAUCAGCGAGUUGGUGGAGACGGAGCGCACUUACGUCAAAGACCUCAACUGCCUCAUCGGGAGAUAUUUAAGCCCGCUGCAGAAGGAGUCCUUUCUCACUCAAGAUGAGCUGGACGUCCUCUUUGGAAAUCUUCCAGAAAUGGUGGACUUCCAGGUGGAAUUCCUCAAGACUCUGGAGGACGGAACCCGUCUGGUCCCCGAUCUGGACAAGCUGGAGCGAGUGGAGCAGUUCAAAAAAAUCCUCUUCUCCCUGGGAGGCUCCUUCCUCUACUACGCCGACCGCUUUAAGAUCUACAGCGCGUUCUGCGCCAGCCACACCAAAGUCCCCAAGGUCCUCGUUAAGGCCAAAAGCGACCCCGACUUCAAGGCCUUCCUGGACGAGCGCAACCCCAAGCAGCAGCAUUCGUCCACGCUGGAGUCGUAUCUGAUCAAGCCCAUCCAGAGAGUCCUCAAGUACCCUCUGCUGCUCAGGGAGCUCUACUCGCUCACCGACCCGGACAGCGAAGAGCAUUACCACCUGGAUGUCGCCAUGAAGGCCAUGAACAAAGUGGCUAGCCAUAUUAACGAGAUGCAGAAGAUCCACGAGGAGUUUGGCGCCGUCUUUGACCAGCUCAUCACCGAGCAGAGUGGCGACAAGAAGGAGGUUGCCGACUUGUCGAUGGGCGAUCUGCUACUCCACACCAGCGUGUCCUGGAUCAAUCCGCCGCCUUCCUUAGGAAAGUGGAAGAAAGAGCCGCAGAUGGCCACUUUUGUGUUCAAAACGGCAGUGGUCUUCGUGUGCAAAGACGGAUCCAAACACAAGAAGAAAACGGGCGCCUCCCAUCGUGCGUCGAUGUCUUCAGAGGAAAAAGAUCCCUUCCGAUAUCGUCACAUGAUUCCCACGGACGCCCUCCAAGUGAGGCCGCUGGCGAAUGCAGAUGGCGAGGGCACCUCCGUCUGCGAGAUCGUUCACACAAAGUCCGAGUCGGAAGGUCGUCCGGAGAGGGCCUUCCAGCUGUGUUGCAGCUCCCCGGAGAGCAGGAAAGACUUCCUCAAGACGGUGCACUCCAUCCUGCGAGAGAAGCACCGGCGGCAGCUGCUGAAGACGGAGAGUCUGCCGCUCAGCCAGCAGUACGUGCCCUUCGGAGGGAAGCGCCUGUGCGCGCUCAAGGGCGCUCGGCCCGUCAUAAACCGAGCGGCUUCGGCACCGACCAGAACCCUCGGUCGGAGGAAGCUGGUGCGCAACCGCUUCACCAUCGACACCGACAUCGUCUCUGACGGCGAGCCCGAGCGGGACCUGGCCUCACCUCCGGAGCCCCCGGACGAGCGGACGGAGGCGGAGCGCGACCGGUUUCUGUCGUCCUCGUCGGACGCCGGCGACACAGACCGCUGGGUGGAAGAACAGUUUGACCUCAAAGAGUACGAAGACCCCGAGGAGGGGAACGAGACGGACAUUCUGAGCGACGAGGAUGACGCAGCGCGCCUGGACGCCUCCGUAGCCGAAUUGUCCCUGCGAGGCGAGGGAUCGGGGAACGGGCACGGCGACGCGUCGACGGCGACCGCCGAAGACCACGACGCGGACCAGACUAACGUUUGGGUGCUGCGAGAGCAUCCGGAAAGCUCGCCCGACUGAAAACUGCAACGUAGGCGUCUUUGGAGGGUCUCCGUGGCGACGCAGAGGCUGGUAGAUACAAACUCUCGUAGUACAAUCAUGGAAUCGUACUCGACGUGGCGAUGUUUGCACACUAGGGCGGCGCUCUGCAGCCCAGCCCGCUGUUGCCAAAUUACACUCGUCACAGGAAGUUGGCGAAAUUAGGCUUUUGGAUGAAGGAUGAGCCCAAAAUAACCUUUACCGAGCGCAAACUUGAUUUGACCUUGAAAAAAUUGAAAAUUCCGUGUCGUAGUGCACUUGGUGUCUUUCGGUUUUUGGCCGUCACCUUGGUUUCACGUUGUCAAAAUGCAAACAAGCACGACCUGUUCCGAAUGUUGUCAUUUAGCCCCUAACUCGCAAAAAGUACUGAAAUGGUCGGACAUAUGUUUUCAAAAGUGUAGGGAAGGUCACCUUUAAAUGCGCUGGUGCAUUUUAGGUUCAUCCCGAAACUUCACCUAACCGCUAACUUUUUGUGAAUCGUCGAUGUAUUUUUGUGACUCAGAUUGGAUUUUUCUCACAGACGUGGAAUACGUAAUAGCGGCUGGUGUGAAGUCUUGCAUCAUUUCAUCAUUUUCUAGAAAGUAGUUUCUUUACUUAAAGUAUUUUGUGUUAGAUUUUUAGACUGCUUUGGCUCGCCUGGUACAUUUUGUAACAAUUUGAAAGUUUAAAGUGGUUUGAACUUAACAUCUGUUUUUUUACUUGAAUAUUUCAUGUUUUUGUUCCCAUAAAACGUUUUUCCUCUUUUUGAUCUUCGGUAUUGCCUUUCGAAGAAAACUCGUUUGUCAUGAUCGCUCGUCUCAAUAAUUUUCUACGAGCUUUUUUUGGUUAUUUGUUUAAAGAAAAACGGUCUUCACUGAUUACAAAGUAAUGUUUUUUUUUUGUUAUUGUUAUUUAUUGAGUUGCAAAUGUAUUUGUAAGGACGGUCCAAAUGUGCUCGAGCAAUCACAGCAGAGGGAGGAUGUCGACUUUCUGUUCAGUUUUUGGUCAAAAUGUGUUAAAAUAAUUGCGCUACCGAGACUGUGUUUUUAUUAUAACUGUGCCUGUACAUAGAAAAUGUAUUAAUAUCAUAAUUAAAGAAAACCUGUUGUUUUCUA
Hippocampus zosterae (dwarf seahorse) is the source of this 6127-nucleotide messenger RNA. RefSeq names its product rho guanine nucleotide exchange factor TIAM1-like. Gene Ontology annotation, molecular function: guanyl-nucleotide exchange factor activity; protein binding. The record is from RefSeq and is a predicted model, not a curated record. Gene Ontology annotation, cellular component: synapse; plasma membrane; cytosol. The transcript has 27 exons. NCBI's taxonomy places the organism in Eukaryota, Metazoa, Chordata, Actinopteri, Syngnathiformes, Syngnathidae. Gene Ontology annotation, biological process: positive regulation of axonogenesis; small GTPase-mediated signal transduction; activation of GTPase activity. Bases 306 to 5015 code for a protein of 1569 amino acids.